Messenger RNA from Entrophospora candida, 171 nucleotides. The record is from the annotation of a GenBank genome assembly. Lineage: Eukaryota; Fungi; Glomeromycota; Glomeromycetes; Entrophosporales; Entrophosporaceae.
AUGCCGGUCUCUUUAAAUGAAGGUAUUGUUUCUCGUACGUUUAGAGGUCGAAGGAUAAAUGCAAUAGACGCUCUGGACAACAUAGAAGAAUACCACAUUGAUUGGAUGUUUGCAACAAAUAGAUUGUGUUUAGAGCUGAGGUCUUCAGACUAUUUACUAGUAAAAGCAUAA